GUGCUGCUGGCGGAUGGCGGAGAGACUGUGGCCGGGAGGAUGGAGAACCGUCCCCUAGCAACGUGUGCAGGUGACCAGGCCCUCUUUUCCUCUGUUUACUCGAUACUCAUGCAGCAACUUCCACGAGAGCCAAUGGAAUGGAGAAGAUCCUAUGGGCGGCCACCAAAGAUGAUCCAUCUCGAAGCAAAUUUUGUUCAGUUUAAAGAAGAGCUGAUACCUAAAGAGGGAAACCGAGCCCUUUUAACCUUUCCUUUCCUGCACCUGUUCUGGACAGACUGCUGUGACACUGAGGUUUACAAAGCAACAGCGAAGGACGAGAUCACAAAAUGGCAAAACAUUUUAAAAGCUUACAGCAGCUCUGAUUGGCUGAUUGUUGUCGUGGAGAGUGAUGCCAAAAAAAAGAAUAAAACCAACAUUCUCCCCAGGACAUCGAUUGUUGACAAGAUCAGAAAUGACUUCUGCAACAAACAAAGUGACAGAUGUGUGGUGCUGACAGAUCCCCUGAAGGAUUCUUCCCGCACUCAGGAAUCCUGGAAUGCGUUCUUCACGAAGCUCCGCACUCUGCUGCUUAUGUCAUUUACCAAGAACCUGGGCAAGUUUGAGGAUGACAUGAGGACAAUGAGAGAAAAGAGGACUGAAGCUGGCUGGAGUUUCUGUGAAUAUUUCAUGGUUCAGGAGGAGUUAGCCUUUGUGUUCGAGAUGCUGCAACAGUUUGAAGAUGCCCUGGUGCAGUACGAUGAACUCGAUGCACUCUUCACACAGUAUGUGGUCAACUAUGGUGCGGGAGAUGGAGCCAAUUGGCUGACCUCUUUCUGCCAGCCAGUUCGAAGCUGGAAUGGGUUGGUGCUUCGCAAACCGAUCGACAUGGAGAAGAGGGAGCUGAUCCAGAAGAACAAAGCCACCCUGCUGGAUCUGCGCAGCUAUCUGUUCUCAAGGCAGUGCACUCUGCUCGUCUUCCUGCAGAGACCGUGGGAGGUAGCACAGCGAGCCCUUGAGCUGCUUCACAACUGUGUCCAGGAGCUAAAGCUGCUUGAGGUCUCUGUUCCAGGCGGUGCCCUGGAUUGUUGGGUCUUCUUGAGCUGCCUUGAGGUCCUGCAGAGAAUUGAAGGCUGUUGUGAUCAGGUCCAGCUGGAGAAUAAUUACUGCCACACUGUCGGGCUUUGGAGUUACGCUACAGAAAAGCUGCAGUCUCUGGGUUACUUGUGUGGCCUGAUCUCGAAGAGAGGACCAAAUUCCGAAGAGCUGAACCGGACGGUGGAUGUGUUGGCCGGACUGGGAACUGAGCAUCCUGAAACCGUCAACAGCCCACAGAGUCCAUAUAAGACACUGAAUGAAGCACUGUCGUCUGUCGAGGCAUUUGAAAAGCAUUAUUUGGAGCUGUCUCUCACUGCCUUCGAUAUGUACAAAACCAUUGGACAGAACCGCUCGGCUCAGCUACUAGGGAAGGAUCUUGCGGAUUUCUACAUGCAUAAAGGGGAGCCUCAGAAAGCGUCACUGUAUCUCCAGGAGGCACUGAAGACGUACCAGACUGAGGGCUGGAGCUUGCUAACCGCCCAUACCAGGAAACAACUGGCUGAGUGUCAGAAACAGCUUCAGCAGACCCAAAAUUACCUGCAGACCAGCAGCCUGUUGGCGAGUGAUGGGAAUCUGAUGGACGCAGAGCGUGUCCACUUCUGCCAGGAGAUUCUGGAUCUGGCUCAGCGGCCAGCUAAUGGGCAAGGUGACUGGUUGGUGCUGCCCAUGGAUGGCUUUGUCCAACUGAAGAGGUUAUGCUUCAGUCCAGCGUGUGCUGUGGUGCAUGUCGGAGGGUACCUGGACAUUGAGCUCACUGUCAACAGCCUCAUGCCUCUCCCCAUGCACCUAGAUCAACUCUCCAUUCACCUGCACCUCACUGUGAGCAAAGACCCAUCCAAGAGAAGCAGCGAGUUUGGGAGCCGCAAUCGCAAUAUGAGUGGGAUCUUCCUGUUCCCAAGUGAGCCCAGUGGCCACGCCUUCCCCCGGAACAACCAGCCUUCCGUGGAGCUGUAUGAGCUUUAUGACCGGAGCCUGUCAGACAGCUCACUCAACUCCAGCGGCAUUAUCUGCAAGAACAUGCACCUACUGCUGCGGAGGCAGGAGAGCAGCAGCUCCCUCGAGCGACCCUCGGAACUGCCUCUGGACGAUGCUGCACACUCCUUACGCGCCCCCAAUAUCCUGCUGCAGCCAGGAGCCAACACCAUCCACUUCAGCACUCAGGCGAAGGAAGCUGGGAUCUACACCCUGCGCCAGCUCUCUGCCUCCAUGGGAGUAGUGCAGUUCAGUCUUCCUCACAUCUAUCCUAUCAUUCAAUACGAAGUAUAUUCUCAGGAACCUCAGCUCAAAGUAGAGCCACUGACCGACAACCUCCUGGCAGGUAUUUCUCAACAAGUGAAGUUCACCAUCCAGACAGGCCAUUACUCUGUAAAGAAUGGAGACGCACUGCAGCUCAGUAUCACUGACACACUGCCAAUCCUGCACUCAGCCAGCAGCACUGCCACAGUCUCGACCAACAGUUGGGACAAAGUCUCUGAGGCUCCGUUAUCCAUCCAAUCAUCUGGAAAGAUUACCAGUAUCUCUCUGCCCCUGGCUGCUGCCUACCAUCAGAUAGAGUUUGAAUUGCGUGUCAUCUGUCACCUGCCAUCCACACUGCCAACACCCCCCGACUCGGAGAGACCCAGCACUGAGAUAAAAGCAGCUCGCAGAGGACUCGACAAAACUAAAUUGGAGAGCCCGUGUAUGACCUCUAUCGAGCAGAAGAUCACCAUCGACUGCCCGUGGUCCAUUUACUCUUCGCUGGUCUCCUUGACCUUCAACAUUCCCUUCAGUGCUAAACACUUGCUUCUGUCAUCAGGCCGAAGGAAAUAUCUGCAAGUGUGUGUUCACAACUUGUCUGAAAUUGGGUUCCAGUUAUUUGACCCUCAGUUGGAAGAAGUCACAAAGAACUCCGAUCUGACCUUUGUGUCAUUGAAUUCUCUCAAACAGCAGCACAUCUACAGCAAGCAAGCCAUGUUCUUCGUGUGGGAGUUAAAGUGGAGCCAGGAUCCAGGAGCCUACCUUCACUGCCAAUUCAGUGUGGCCUUCACACCACUAACCGGCCAGGAAUUGAGCUUGAUCAAACCAUUCACCUACCAGCUCAAACUGGACAAUUUCUGCACAUUGUAUGAUGUGAAAGCUGAAAUCUCCCCAUCCCUGGGAGCUGAGAUGUGUAAAACAGGAACCCUGUGUAAUCUGGAAGUGUCAAUUAUGCGCCUGGCUGACCUCACAGAGAUGGAUAAAGAUGAAUCGUUGGUUGACUGUGAUGGGUAUUGUGCCACCAAGCUGAUGUACGAAGUUGUUGAUAACAGCAGUAACUGGGCAGUGUGCGGUAAGAGCUCCGGGGUUAUUUCCAUGCCAGUUGCAACCCGUGCCACUCACAAAGUGCACAUGGAAGUGAUGCCUCUGUUUGCUGGAUUCCUCCCGUAUCCCGAUAUCAAACUCUUCAAGUACCUCCCAUUCCAGGCCGGCCAGGCUGGACCAAUGGAGACAGAUAAUUGGAUGGAGAACGACACCCUGUCCCUGGACCGAGCCCUGGAUGAGCAGGUGGAGAGCAGUAGUACGAGGAGCCGGGGCAGCAGCCAUUCAUCCAGCAGCAAUGAGCACCGGAGUGUGUCGAUGCCUCGCCUGCUCCCCUUCUCCAGUGGCCAGGUCUUCAACACCAGCUCCAGCAUGCAGAUCCUCGUCAUCCCCAGCCAGGAUGACCACAUGUUGGAGGUUAAUGUCACGUGACUGGCCUCUGUGUUUUCCCAGCACUCUGUCAUGUGAGGUGAUGGGGCUCUGUCAUGUGAUCAUGCUGUGCAAUGUAAUUUUGGGGUUCUCUGUGCCAUGACAGGAGAGCAGUGUGUGACAAGACAGUGCCCUCACCUCACAUGACAGGAGCUGUCUGUCUCUGUAAAUGUCUCUAUACAGUCAGCUCUGUGGGGAGUGAUGUAAUUAUGUUCUGUCUUUGUCUCAGUUCUGCUGAAAUAUUAGUGACUUUCUUUUAACUAAGGAAGAAAUGAUGUGAUUUGGUAUCAAAGUCAGUCUGUGUGAGUCACAGACAGCCUCAUGAAACCUACUCCGUCCCUGGGCACCAGCUGCCCCCUCCCAUUCUGGUGUUCCAGGAUCAGGAGUAACUCUGUGCCAGCUCCAUUAGAUUCCAACUCCGAGUUUCCCAUUCCUCCUGUGAGUGAGGCUGUAUGUGAGACUAGGGCAGUGGCACAGCCAGACUGUGAGGAGAGCAAGAAGUUGGCAUCUGUCAGAACUGCUCUGAUAGCUGACCACACCUCCGUGUGAUCAUUCCCCCUCCUUUACCCUCCUGAUGGCUUUUCACUGAAAUUAUUUCAAGCUCAAUCUGUGGUCUAACUGAAUAAUUCUUUAUUUAUUUACAUAAUCCUUAAUUUUUCAUCCAGGUUUAAUUAUAUAAAUAUAUAUGUAUAGAGAGAGAGUAAUAUAAACUUUCAGAGUGGAUCUUGUCAAUGGGGAUCUGGGGCUGCUGAAAUGGAGCAGAGACUGGACUGUCUCGAUGAUACCCCCCGACAGCUCGUCCCCCUGGAUACCCCCCGACAGCUCGUCCCCCUGGAUACCCCCCGACAGCUCGUCCCCCUGGAUACCCCCGGACAGCUCGUCCCCCCUGGAUACCCCCCGACAGCUCGUCCCCCUGGAUACCCCCCGACAGCUCGUCCCCCUGGAUACCCCCGGACAGCUCGUUCCCUGGACACCCCCCGACAGCUCGUCCCCCUGGAUACCCCCCGACAGCUCAUCCCCCCCCCUGGACACCCCCCGACAGCUCGUCCCCCCUGGACACCCCCCGACAGCUCAUCCCCCCUGGACACCCCCCGACAGCUCGAUGUCUGAGGCAAUUUGACAGCAGCUGAGGACCUUUGUAAAUAGCUGGGUAGCUGGUCAGGUUGGUUGAUCAACGCCCAGGGGUUUAGCAUUCACACCCAAUAAAGUUAUAAUCUCUCAGCUUGGUAUCCCUGAUAUUUUCAGCCUUGCUUUAUCUUGUGCUGAGGACAGGGGAGAUGUGGAUGUGAACUGUGAACAUUAUAUAAACAUCAACAUCCUCA
This is a messenger RNA of Hemiscyllium ocellatum (epaulette shark), 5102 nucleotides long. It is a transcript of the gene trappc10, whose product is annotated as trafficking protein particle complex subunit 10. The transcript is spliced from 23 exons. Gene Ontology annotation, cellular component: TRAPPII protein complex. Gene Ontology annotation, molecular function: protein binding. Bases 40 to 3783 code for a protein of 1247 amino acids. Gene Ontology annotation, biological process: early endosome to Golgi transport; intra-Golgi vesicle-mediated transport. The record is from RefSeq and is a predicted model, not a curated record. Lineage: Eukaryota; Metazoa; Chordata; Chondrichthyes; Orectolobiformes; Hemiscylliidae.